UUAGUUUUUUAAUUUUUUUUAAAUUUUGAUAACAGAACAUUUAGUUAGUAGUUCUACUGACUGUUGAUUCUGUAAGCACAAAGUCUCACAAUUGCUGUUAAUUCUAACAAACUCUUUCCACAUUAUCCAAAUCCAAGAGCUAUGUCUUCUCCGGCACCGGCCGCGAAUGCCGGAUCUUUAACAUUACCGCCGGAACUACCCACGCCAUCACCCGGAAAUGACGAAGUUACCCCUCCUCCAGCACCAGCUAUCACAUUACCAAUAUCAGUUCCUUCACUUCCACCAGUGGCUGCACCACCACUACCACUUAUAGUAGGAGGAGGAGGAAUAACACCUUCUCCAACUUCUCCCAUUCUUUCCCCUCCUCCUCUUCCUACACCAACAUUAUCUCCGACAUCUCAACCACAACCACAACCACAACCACAACUACCGCCAGAACUGCAGCCACAACCACAAUCGCCACCACAGCUGCAGCCACAACCACAAUUGCCACCACAGCUGCAGCCACAACCACAAUUGCCACCACAACUGCAACCACAACCGCAACCGCAACCGCAGCCACAGCCACAACCACCUGUCACUUCACCAGUACCUACAACUAAAAACAUUCCACCACCGGAAAGAAUAAACCCGCCAAAUAUUAUUUCUCCUCCACUUGGUAAACCAAUUAAUAUAAAACCACCACAAAAACAAACACCACCCAAAAAAGAAACAUCACCACCAAAUAUUAUUUCUCCUACACUUAGUAAACCAAUUAACAUUAAACCACCAUCACCUACUAGUAAUCCAACCCUUACUCCGUCACCACCAUCGACACCAGUAUCAUCCCGGCGACAUAUUACCCGGCCCACCACUCAGCCAAGCCCAUCUCAAACAAGCCCAAUAAGGACUAAAACAACUCCUACAACACCACUACCACCAUCACCCCUUCCUACUUCCGCCGUUCUUCCUUCUUCACCACCUGUUGCUCUUCCAGUCCCACAGUCGCCGGGUGGUGGGGCAUGGAUUCCCUUCUCGACAGAAUCUCCAACGCCGCUUCCUUUACUUCCCGGCGCAUCACCUGGGACGUUAAGUUCCCCUGCAGUUCAUGGUAGUAACAAUGGCGGCGUAGCAUCGUCAUCGUCGUCGUCAUCAAGUGAUCAUCAGAACAUUCAGGCUGCUGCUGUUGAACCUAAUAAGGGGUCUAAUAAUGGAGCUAAUGGGUUUGUUGUGGGAUUGGCUGUUGGUGGGGUUUUGCUUCUGAUUCUUGGAGUAGCCAUUGGUAUUCUGCUUGUCUUCUGUAAGAGGAGAGAGAAGAAAAAUAAGUUGGGUGGUAAUGGAUCAGGAAGAAAGUAUUCAACAUCAUUCAUUGGAUAUCAAGAAAAAAGUUCACUACCCCAGUACACAAAGCAGGGUUCUAAUAACACCAAUGGGUUUCAAAGUAUGAUGAAUGUUAAGGGACCAAGCAUGGAUAACAGUGGGACCCCUCCGGUGCUUACGGGUUCAAAUCCCGGGAGUGGGCACGGCCUAUCAAGCGGAACUUUCACUUACGAAGAGUUAACGAGGGCCACGAAUGGUUUCUCGAAGCAGAUGAUGCUCGGACAAGGCGGUUUUGGGUACGUGUUCAAAGGGGUCCUUCCUAAUGGUAAGGAAGUUGCAGUUAAACAGCUGAAGAUGGGAGGCCCUCAAGGUGAAAGAGAGUUCAGUGCCGAGAUUGAGACAAUUAGUCAAGUUCAUCAUAAGCACCUUGUUUCCUUGGUUGGGUAUUGCAUUUCUGGUGCUGAGAGACUGCUUGUUUAUGAGUUUGUGUCUAACAAUACAAUGGAUUUCCACUUACAUGGAGAAGGGCAACCUGUUAUGGACUGGCCUACUAGAUUGAAGAUCGCGAUAGGUUCUGGAAAAGGAUUAGCAUAUCUACAUGAAGAUUGUAGUCCUUCUAUCAUUCAUCGGGAUAUCAAAGCAGCUAAUAUCCUUAUUGACAUUAACUUUGAGGCAAAGGUUUCUGACUUCGGACUGGCAAAGAUUUUCUCAAGUAGUAAUUCUUCUGUAACCCACAUGACAACUCGAGUUGUAGGAACUUUUGGGUAUUUAGCUCCAGAAUACGCAUCAAGCGGUAAAGUUACUGAUAAAUCAGACAUAUAUUCAUAUGGGGUUAUGCUCCUUGAACUUAUAACUGGCCGCCCACCUAUCAGCAAUUUUGGAUCUGCUACUUGUGGAAGCUUGGUUAAUUGGGCUCGGCCCUUGUUGGCACAAGCUAUUGGAGAUGGAAAAUUUGACAGUCUUGCAGAUCCAAAGUUAGAAAACAAUUAUGAUGUCGAUGAGAUGGCUAGUAUGGUGGCCUGUGCUGCUGCAUGUGUUCGUCUUUCUGCAGGGCGUAGACCAAGAAUGAGCCAGGUGGUACGUUCCUUGGAGGGAAACUUGUCGGCAUCAGAGCUUGAUGAUGGAAUCAGACCAGGACAAAGCGAGAUACAUUUUCCCUACGAAAGCUUAGAUUCGGAUGCACGAAACUACAUGGAAGAUAUGAAGAGAAUGGCAUUGACGAACAAUAAUAGUUAUACAACUACUACCACCAGUAGGUACAGCCAGAACACUAGUGAAUAUGGUCUUCACCCCUCUGCCUCAAGCACUGAUACUUCCCAACUCAAUAAGUCAAGAGGCUGAUCUCUUUUAGCUUAUGCUAGCUACGUAAAUAUGGAUAAGUGUAAGGAACAGGGAACCAUAAGCUAAAAGAGUAACAAAACGCGGUGAUUUAGGAUUAGUUUGAUUUUCUAUCAAAUACUGAUAGAUAUUUCCUUUAUAUUCUUCGUUUUGUUUGGAGAUGAGGAAAGAUUUGUUUGCUGUGAAAACUAGGAUUAGUUGGAUUUUCUAGUAAAUAUUCAUUUACCAAAAAUGCAAGUUCCUCUUAGGAGUGAUCGAUCGACAUGAACAAAUUAAUGAAAGGAAAUAGAUUUCAAUUUGCAAA
This is a messenger RNA of Spinacia oleracea (spinach), 2941 nucleotides long. RefSeq names its product proline-rich receptor-like protein kinase PERK3. The record is from RefSeq and is a predicted model, not a curated record. Gene Ontology annotation, biological process: protein phosphorylation. The transcript has 8 exons. The coding region runs from base 142 to 2640 and encodes 832 amino acids. Lineage: Eukaryota; Viridiplantae; Streptophyta; Magnoliopsida; Caryophyllales; Amaranthaceae. Gene Ontology annotation, molecular function: ATP binding; protein kinase activity.